AUGAAUUUCUAUUAUUUUUCAUUUGCAGGUGUGCCUGCCAGCAAGGAUCCUAAGCUACAAAACGACAUCAAAGAACUUCAACACAGAAUUGCCAGAAUGGAAAGAGCUUUGACCUUGGAUGGAAAGAUGGCAAUUGCUGGAAAUAAGCUGUUCACCUCAAAUGGGAAGGCAUCUGUAUAUGAGAAAACAAAAGUGACUUGCCAAGAAGCCCAUGGCUCCAUUGCAGCACCAAGGAACCUAAAUGAGAACAAAGCUAUUCAGAAGAUUGUGCAAUAUUAUAACAGUUAUGCCUAUCUGGGUGUUAUUGAGAGCAAUGAGCCAGGGAAAUUCAAUUUCUGGAAUGGGGAUCCUUUGAAUUUUACCAACUGGUACAAGAAUGAACCUUCAGGUCAAGGAACUGAAAAAUGCGUGGAAAUUUACAGCGAUGGCACUUGGAAUGACAAAAUGUGCAACAAUUACCGCCUUGUGGUCUGUGAAUUUUAAGCCCAAUCCAAGGCAACCAUUGAAUGUUCCUUAAAAGAUAACUCAAUGUGAUUCUUCUGUCAACCCCCCCCCUCC
Messenger RNA from Thamnophis sirtalis, 558 nucleotides. The record is from RefSeq and is a predicted model, not a curated record. Lineage: Eukaryota; Metazoa; Chordata; Lepidosauria; Squamata; Natricidae.